This is a messenger RNA of Lepisosteus oculatus (spotted gar), 4435 nucleotides long. It is a transcript of the gene qtman, whose product is annotated as glycosyltransferase-like domain containing 1. NCBI's taxonomy places the organism in Eukaryota, Metazoa, Chordata, Actinopteri, Semionotiformes, Lepisosteidae. The record is from RefSeq and is a predicted model, not a curated record. Gene Ontology annotation, molecular function: glycosyltransferase activity.
AGAUACGACAAGCAGCGCUAAUGGUCCAUCCCCAUGCUGAAAUACACAGAAAGAGAGCAGGAGAGGUGCAGCAGCUGGUGGGGCGCAUCACGGUGCUCAAGGAGAAAGCACUCCCCGGAUUCCCACCUCCCCGGUGAGAGCCAGCACCGAGCAGCCUGCCUGGUGCUCGCCAGGCGGAUGCCAGACCCCUUUGUUCACGUCAGGUCAGCAGCCCCGGCCCGGCCCCAGCCCGGCCCAGCCCCGGCGCUCUCCCUCCCCUCCCCGGCCCGCCGAUGUCAUCACGCACCGACGCCACGGGGUGUCCACCCCGCUGACGAGACAGCAGCUCCAGGAAGAGGACACAGACAAUAUUCCCAUGAGUGUUCUGCUGAUUGAAGCCUUCUAUGGGGGCUCCCAUAAGCAGCUGAUCGACCUGCUCCAGGAGAAUGUGAAAGACUGUGUCACCUAUUCUUUACCAGCCAAGAAAUGGCACUGGAGGGCAAGAACUGCUGCUCUGUAUUUCAUGCAGGCUGUUCCCCACAGCGUCACCUACAGGGUGCUCCUGACCAGCUCAGUCCUGAACCUGGCUGAGCUAACUGCCCUCCGGCCUGACCUGGCUGGGCUGAAAAAAGUCCUGUACUUCCACGAGAAUCAGCUGGUAUAUCCAGUCCGGAAGAGCCAAGAGAGAGACUUUCAAUAUGGAUACAACCAGGUUCUCUCAUGCUUGGUGGCAGAUGUGGUCGUGUUUAACUCUGCUUUCAACAUGGAGUCUUUCCUCACUUCUAUUCCUACCUUCAUGAAGCUGAUUCCAGACCACAGACCCAAAGAUUUGGAAAAGCUCAUCAGACCCAAGUGCCAAGUGCUCUACUUUCCUAUCAAAUUUCCUGAUGUCAGAAGAUUUCUUCCAGAGCACAAACUAAAUUUCUACAAGAGGAGGCUGGACUUUGAAGAAAGAAGAUAUCCAGGCCUCUCAGGAAGCUUCUCAGGCUCCAAACAUUGCACUGGAACAGAGCUGCCAACAGAUAACAGCACUUCUGAUCUGACUCCAGAGCCCCGUGAAAAGGUUUGCACCACAGAACAAGAAGCCCUUAACCCACCUGAGCCUCCACUGGAGACGGGCAGAGCUGAUGAAGCAGCGAUCCCUCAUCAUGCAGAUGACAAGCAGCAGCCCAGCCUGGAGCCUGGUGGCACAGGAGUGCCAGAGCAGAGAUGCGUUGGACCUGCUACUCAACAAAGACCUCUCCACAUCGUGUGGCCUCACAGGUGGGAACACGAUAAAGACCCUGAGGUCUUCUUCAAGACAUUACUGAAGCUAAAAGAAAGGGGACUAAGCUUUCAAGUGUCCGUCCUUGGUGAGACCUUUACUGAUGUGCCAGACAUCUUUGCUGAAGCCAGAAAGGACUUAGACGGCUAUGUCUCACAUUGGGGCUACAUACCAAGCAAAGACGACUACCUCAAAGCUCUGUGCGAAGCAGAUGUUGUUGUUUCUACCGCCAGACACGAGUUCUUUGGAGUCGCAAUGAUAGAAGCUGUAUAUUGUGGGUGCUAUCCUCUCUGUCCGAAUGCUUUGGUGUAUCCUGAAAUAUUUUCUGCUGAAUAUCUGUACUCCACACCUGAACAGCUCUUUAAGAGACUUCAAGAUUUCUGCAGGAGACCAGACCGUGCAAGGGGGUAUCAUGCCAAGGAACCCACCAAAAUUUUCUAUUGCCUCCGGAAAUCUCCUCAGGAAGCUGUGCUCCGCUUCUGAGACCCUGAGAAACAUUUUCCAACUAAGAUAAACAGGUGCUUAUAAUGUGUGUGCCUGUAAACAAACACUACUCAGAUAGCUCUGCAGCCUACAUUCUGAAUGAACGAAAAGCCUUUGAUCCUGCCAGCAGCCUUCCUCCUUUCAGCAGCAGUUUCAGAAUGACUAGGUUGCUUUCCUGCACACAACCAGUGAAGACCCUACAAAGCACCAAGACAAAACUCAGUUGUGCCAUUUAGCGAAUGGAAUAGUGUGACUAGGGCUUGCUAGAUGUUUAAUUCUGGUUUAUGAUGUAAUUUCCCUUCCUCUCAUGGCAAUGGGUUUCUCUUCAGCUCCGGCCUUUGCCUAUGGGCACUGGAGGCUCAAACCUCAGUCAGGUUUUCUCAGCUCAGCCACAAACUGUCACUUUAUCUGUCUGGAACUUUUUUGUGUCUGAGUGCUGCAGAGGUUUUUCUGAUUAUUGUUUUCAUGAACUAGGGAUAUUUCGUCAUUUGGUAAAGGACUGUAUGACAGUAAAGUAAAACAUGCAACUGCAAUGUGUAGCAAUGGGCCUUAGUCACAGUGCUGCCAUGUUGCAAAGGAGAACUAGCAGGACAAGUGGUGUUGAUGCAAUAGCCAUGACCCAUUGCUACAGGUGGACAAUAAGUUAGGGUUAAAAGCACAACACACAUGAGCCUUCUUGACUGCAUUCCAUUCAAGUGUGAUUGGGAGUUGAAAGCAAUGCAAAUUAUCCUUGAGUUUUUUAAAUCCAGGACAAAGUCACACAUUUCAGUUGAUGCAGCAGUAAACAACUAGCGCACUCAUACAUGAACCAUUUGUCGCCUACUUGUUUCUGAUUAGCGAUAUGGAGUCUGACAGUGCAGGCCCUGGAAGAAGCAGAAUGGUCUUCACCAGUCACAACGGGCUAGCUCCCCAUCAGUGAUGUCUACAAAUGUCUGCCUGGCUUAGACCUAGCCAGUUGACUGAGGACCUUGCUAAAUCCAUCACGAAGAGGCCACAGCCUCCGUGAAGCCUGCAUGUAUCAAUGGGUCUUGCAAAAUAGCCAACACUGCAGCUGUGGGGGAAAGCAAGUGAUGAAUCAAAUCAUUGAAGAGCUCCCUCUGUCCAGACUUGACAGUGGCCCCAGGAAAGUGAAUACUGCUGCCGAAUCAGCUGUCACUUAGGUUCAUAGAUUCUCGAAUUAGCUUAAAUGAUAUUCUAGAUAAAACAUUUAUAAAAUACUUUAAUAAGUAUGGUGGUAAAUUAAUAAACAAUGCUUAUUACUCAAAAUAACUGUUUCAAAUGAGGAGUUUUCUCAUUAAUUGUAUGCAUGCAUUUUAGGUGUGAUUUAUAUAUUAUUACAUGUAGUUCUUUGUUUAAGCAAACUUCUAGUACCUGCCUCCAUGCAUACAGUAUAUUCUCUCUUCUUUAAUAAUAUAGUAUCUGGACUGAGAUUUGUGCCACCUGUCCAGCUGUUGAUUCGUGUCACAAUAAAAGACCCCUUAGAUUAAACACAGUAUGUCAAAGGGGAAUACUUAUUAAGGCUGUAAUAUGCUAGUAAGUAAAGGGAUUAAUUACACCUUUAUCUUGUCAUGUCACAUUAAAGUUGACUUAAAAUUCCUUUUACAUUUAGUGCCACUGGCUAUUUUCCUCCAUUAUAACCUUGUACAAAUAUUGCUCAUCCUGUCUUUCUGCUGUGUACUCACAAGCGGCUUGGGGGACAUGAGAACUGAACAUACCUGUCACCUAUGACACCUGUCCUCAGGGUCUGGAAUCCAGCAGGUUUUUUACGUCUCCUUAAGUUAUCAACAGCUGUUCACCUGGGAGAAGUGUUACAUUGAUCCUGUUAAGGUUUAACUGAACUGAUGUAUCCCUUCUACACAGCCUUAAGGUUUUGAAAUUUCAAAGAAAAAAUAAUAAUGAACAUAAGAAAGCUUGCAACCAAGAGGAGUCCAUUCAGCAUGUCUGGCUUAUUUGGUUUUUAGAAGCUGUUUUGUCAAGAACGCACACAAGUGAACAACAUCGGUGUUAACCUGUCGACAAACACAUGGAUAUGGACAGGGUGUGCAGAAGAAGGCUUCAAGUCUGUGGGCCACUGGAAGCCUUUCCGUGGCAAAGGUCAUCUGUACAGAUGUGAUGGAUUACAUCUGAAUGAGAAGAGCACCAGUCGUCUUGAUGCAAGGAUCCCAAAAGAGAUCCAGAAAGUAUUCAACUAGAAUGGAAGGAGGGAAAAGCUAGAGCAAAUCAGAAGGUUCAGGUAAUUGAGUGCUGAUACCUAAAUCACUGAUGUCUACCAAUGCCUGCCUGGCUAAAUCACUGAUGUCUAUCAAUUCUACCAGUGCUAGAAUGCUUGGUGCUUACCUGCUAGAAAUAUUAGAAACAAAUUAGAUUAUAUAAAAGCUACCACAUUCGUAGGCAACUAUGAUGCAAAUGUAAUCAAAGAAAUGUGGCUAACCAAAAACAAGGGAGAUGAAUAUACUGUAACUUGAGUAGAUGCGCAGAAUCUGAAUCCGUGUGAGUCAGACUAAAAACAAUCUGAAGGUAUAAAGCUAUGAAUGUGCUGUAGACAAUCAAAGGCAGAGGUGAAUUAUAAUUCAACACAAUAAUGAAAUCAAGAAUUUUAUGGGAGACUUCAAUUUUUUUCCCACCUUCUUCAAGUUCAAGUCAAGUUCAAGUUUAUUGUCAUUAUACUGAUACACAAGUAUAUGGUAUAACGAAAUGCUAUUUAGCUAG